UCAUCAACAGUUGCAAUCGAUUCAGCAAUCAAAGCAAACCCCCAAAAACCAAACCUCAAAAAAUGUUCAAAUUCGUUGCCUUCUUUGCUUGCCUGGCUGUGGCUGCCGCUGCUCCUGGUCUGAUUGCCGAGACCCACUCGAUUGUCCAGCCAGCGAUUCUGGCCAAGACCGCCUACGUGGACACCAGCGCCUCCUCGGCCAUCACCCACCAGAGCAACGUGAACCUGGUCCGCAAGGUGCCAGUGGUCUACUCCGCCCCGGUGGUCCAUGCUGCCCCAGUGGUUCAUGCCGCCCCGGUGGUGCAUGCCGCCCCGGUGGUUCAUGCCGCUCCUCUGGUCAAGACUGUGAUCCCAGCCGCUCCCCUCAUCAAGACCGUGGUGCCAGCUGCUCCUGUGGUCCACACUGUGGUCCCAGCUGCUCCUCUGGUCAAGACCGUCAUCCCAGCUGCCCCACUGGUCCACUCCGUGCCUUUGGUCCACAGUGCCCCAGUUGUCUACUCCGCCUACCACAAGUAAAUCGAUUGAGAGCGUGUUGACUUGGUUAUGAUACAAUUGUUAUACGAAAAAAAUAAAUGAGAACAAAAAUGUAUAAAAAUUAA
Molecule: messenger RNA, 598 nt
Organism: Drosophila ficusphila
Lineage: Eukaryota; Metazoa; Arthropoda; Insecta; Diptera; Drosophilidae
Product: A-kinase anchor protein 14
Exons: 2
Coding region: 63-515 (150 amino acids)
Source: RefSeq, a predicted model, not a curated record